Molecule: messenger RNA, 1316 nt
Organism: Trichogramma pretiosum
Lineage: Eukaryota; Metazoa; Arthropoda; Insecta; Hymenoptera; Trichogrammatidae
Exons: 4
Coding region: 81-1316 (411 amino acids)
Source: RefSeq, a predicted model, not a curated record
AGCUCUCUAAAAUCCAUCCUAUAUAAGCGAUUGCGGCAAUUUUUUUUCUUUAGUAUUCAAGUUUUGAUCACCGGAGAACCAUGAAAUUAAUAAUAGCGAUAGUUUUGCUCUCCGUGGCCAGCCUUGGUAUGGCGGUCACCGAUGACAGGCUAAGGCGAAGGAUUUAUUCUACCCAAAGACUUAUCGAUUUGAAACUUAACACUGCUCAAAAUGUUAUUCGCGGAAAAUUACAAUAUGCUGAAGUAGUGGCCACAAAAAUGACAGGACAAGUUGAUUUUUUAAACGAUACCUCUCCACUAUUGAGUCAUGUUAUCAUCGAUGUUAAACUAAAUAAGACCAUUCAAAGAGGACAAAAUAAAAAUAUAGAUGUGUCGCAAUGCAUAAUUCCUUUGAAUGAGCUGAAACAACAGGCACAACAAAUUCAAUCUGACGCAAGAAAGUGCAUAGAGCAACAAAGAGCAGAGGAAAAAAGCAUGUUAGAUAAAAUUAAAACCAUUCCUGUACCCUUCAACGAGGAGUUGAAACGAAUUAGAGAAAAAUUGGGAAAAUGCAGGGAAACUUCAACUGAAUUGCUGCAAUCUCUUACUUGUUAUUCUACGAUCCUGGCGGAAAUUGACGCAUUGAAGAUUAAUCAAUUUUUCAUGGUCAAAAAAGAUAUAAUGCAAUUAAUUGCUGAUAUGAAAAACUAUUCCAUAAAGAUAUUCAAAACUUGUUAUACCGAACGUGUACACGCGAUUACUCCGAGCCAACUGCUCAACGCUAUCACGCUCGUUGACAGGUGCAUCUUGAAUGAGUCAAAUAAUCCUUCUGGGGAAACUACUACUCCAGAGUCUGUCACGGAAAUGGCAACUUAUUUACCGAAUUCCGAUGAUGAUGCUGAGACUACGACACCUUUUGAUGAAGAAUCAACUACCCCUCAAGAUGAUUCUUAUGCAGAAGGUUCUGCUACCGGUAUGCCUGAAUCUGAGUCUUCUGGAGAAGCUACAACCCCAGUUGCGGCUAUGGUAGAAGAAUCCCCUGCUCCAGUUUCGGAAAAGCUUAAAGAAACCGUGACUGAAAAGGUCGCAGAAGCUGUCACUCCAGCUGCCCCAAAAGUCGAAGAUCCCGUGACUCCAGCUGCCGAAAAGGUCGAAGAUCCCGUGACUCCUGCUGCUGAAAAAGUUGAAGAAACCGUCAGUGCAGCUCCCGGAGAAGAGGAAGAACCACCAUUCAAGAUAGUUCCUCAAAGUGUCGGCACAUACGAAACUCUACCCGACGGUACUCCAGCUGUUGGAAAAGAAAAGACUGAAACGAUGGAGGAAGUUCCAAUUGAAUAA